Molecule: messenger RNA, 2269 nt
Organism: Thunnus maccoyii (southern bluefin tuna)
Lineage: Eukaryota; Metazoa; Chordata; Actinopteri; Scombriformes; Scombridae
Gene: prg4a
Product: proteoglycan 4a
Exons: 14
Coding region: 45-1676 (543 amino acids)
Source: RefSeq, a predicted model, not a curated record
CUGCUUUUCAAUCCAGUCCCGUUCUCACAGAGUCUUGGACAGAGAUGAUGAUGAAGAUGUCACUGUGGCUUCUGUUGCUUGGUUUUGUUGUGACCUUCACUGCUGCAGCUGGACCAGGCAGCUGUGUGGGUCGUUGUGGUGAGAUUUUCACCAGAGGCAAGCAGUGCACCUGUGACUUGAACUGCCUGCAAUAUAAUGAAUGCUGCAAAGACUUUCAGGCUACUUGCACCCCUGUUCUGUCCUGUCAGGGUCGCUGUGGUGAGACAUUCAGGCGUGGUCGGAUGUGUGAGUGUGAUCCACAGUGUGUCCGCUACAAUACCUGUUGCCAUGACUACCAGAUGCAAUGCGAUGCCAGUGCGUUAGCCUCUCAUCUCCGGAGUGUGCAGCCUCUGAGGGCCAUAGUUGCAGGAAAUCGGAAGGCAAAGAAGAACAAAAAGAAGUCCAGUGAGAGUGAGGAAUGGUCCACAGGUGGAUUAGGACCCCUCAACCCCCUGUCUGCCUCCUCUGGCCCCACCCCUCCCAGCAUACUAACCAAUCCACUCCAAUAUGGUAUGAGUAAUACCUACAGCCCUUUUGGUCAGCUGCCGACGUCCAUCUCCUCCUCUUACAGUGGGGCUCCAGACUCCCCUGCAUUUGGCUCCUCUCUGCCCAGCCGCGGUGCUCUGUCUUGGGGCCUCGGUGCUCCUGUGAGCCCCUCUGGUCCUGGAGCUGUUAAUGUCCACCAAGUGCCGUUACAUGGGGAAGUUACUCUGUCAGGAACAAGUCAAGAUCUCAGUGGCCCUGCAGGCUCCAUGCCCAGAGCCAGCACCCUGCAGGACAUAGCCCAGGCCUUGGGACCCUCUGCAGUGGAAGGAGGCACUGAGGGACCAGGAGCAGGACUGUUUGUUGAUGUUGACCUUUGCAGUGACUCCCUCAUUAAUGGACUGACAGCUCUCAUCAAUGGGUCCAUCCUGAUAUUUAAAGGCGAGCUGUUCUGGUUAGUUGACCCCGUCAGUCGCUCAGCUAGUCGUCCACAGAGCAUCACAGACACUCUGGGUAUCUCCUCACCCAUCGACACUGUGUUCACACGCAGCAACUGCCAUGGACAAACCUACAUUAUCAAGGGAGACCAGUACUGGCGUCUAGACAGGAACAUGAUGAUGGAGCCGGGCUUCCCCAAACCUCUGGCCUCAGAAUUCCCAGGUCUGAUGGGACCCAUCACUGCUGCACUGGCAGUACCAGCCACCAAGAACAAACCGGAGACCAUUUUCUUCUUUAAGAAUGGAGACAUCAUGCAGAAGUUCACCUUCCCAUCAGGCAGCACUCCCCCCUGCAACCAGAAAGCUAAGAGCUCACAGAGGGGUCACCGGGCUGCUGUGGGUCUUCUAAGUGCAAAGAUCAACCUCAAAGUGUCUCUGAAGGGAUUCCCCACCCCGGUCACAUCUGCUCUGUCCAUGCCCAGCCCCCAGAGGAGUGACGUAUAUCACCACUAUGUCUUCUCUGGACCUCUGUUCUUCAGAAUCCAGAUAUCAGGUGACCUGCCGGUGCUGGCCAAACCUGACCCAUCUGCAGUCUUUGCACCUCUACCCAUCCUCAGACCUAUUGCUGCGGCAACCGACACUGCCAACAUGGCCCCUCAGAAUGCUGACCCUCCGCAGCCGGCCAACUCCAUCAGAGUGUGGCUGCAAUGUCCCUAGAAGAAACCCUGAAGAAGAGAUAAGAGGCUCUGUCCUGGCGUUACCUGCUUCAGCACAACCAACUCUAUUUAACUUGUCAGCUAGACCAUUUGUGACAGUUCACUAUUUUUUUCUCUUACAUUCAUAUCAUUGUCAGUCAGGUCUCACCCACCAAUUUUAGAAAUGUCUCCACUCUGCCCCAACUCCACAUUCUGUUUGACCUUCAAUUAUGUCCAAAUAAGGAAGCAAGAUACAAUGAAAGUCCCCUGUGCCCCCACCAUGGUUAUGAAACAACACAUGACAUCACUGCUACUCAUUAUUCGACUUUAUUAUUAAAACAAGUGUAUUAACAGCCCGAUGACAGAGCAAUAAAGACACCAACAAAACCAGUACUGCUCUCAUGAACACAUGGGAAACAAAAAUUAUAAAACACAACUAAAAACUCACUGGAUCUGAGGCCAAAUCACACAAAACAAAGUGACCAAACACAUCUCAGAGUAAAGAUCACACACAUACAAAGCUCUCAUAUCUAUCCUGUAGUAGUGGGAUUAUUGAUUCUAAUUGGAUAGCAAAUCUAUGGAUAUGAGUGUCUUCAAAUGCAACAAAAAAUAAUU